This is a messenger RNA of Daucus carota subsp. sativus, 1314 nucleotides long. RefSeq names its product probable carboxylesterase 8. Bases 177 to 1145 code for a protein of 322 amino acids. The transcript has a single exon. Lineage: Eukaryota; Viridiplantae; Streptophyta; Magnoliopsida; Apiales; Apiaceae. Gene Ontology annotation, molecular function: hydrolase activity. The record is from RefSeq and is a predicted model, not a curated record.
GCAUGUAAUAAUCAUCUACCAUCUCCACCUCAAAAUAAGGUGGAGACCUAAUAUUUAGGCUACUUUCUAGCGGCAUAUAAUGAAAGAUAUGAAUAAGAAGCAAAGACUACCAACUUCCUGUUCUUUUCUCUCCUGUUAUAUAUGAUAUCACAAGACACUUGACAUUCAACGCAACAAUGUCUGAUCAAGAAUCCUCCAAUAUUGACCCUUACAAGUUUUUCAAAAUCAGUCUCAACCCGGAUGGCUCGCUCACCCGCCCUGAAUCAUUCCCCAAUGUCCCUCCCACGCCGGAUACGAAUGACCUCGCUGAUUCUCAGCUUGCUCUGUCUAAAGACAUUCAUACGAAAAAUGGGAUCCUCAUCCGCCUCUUCCGCCCUCUUGAAUGCCCGACAAAACUGCCGUUGAUUGUGUACUUCCACGGUGGUGGUUUUGUUUUCUUCAGUGCUACGUCAGCCCCUUUUCAUAAUUCAUGCAAUCGGAUGACGACUGUUUGCCAGGCAUUAGUGUUGUCUGUUGAUUAUCGCCUUGCACCUGAAAAUCGCCUCCCAGCAGCAUACGAUGAUGCCAUGGAGGCGAUAAUGUGGGUGCGGGAUCAGGCAAAACAUACGGACGGUUGUGAUCCGUGGUUGAAAGAUCACGCUGAUUUCUCUAGAGUUUUCCUCAUGGGAAGUAGCGCGGGUGGAACCAUGGUCUACUACUCAGGCCUACGCGCACUAGAUGAAGAUCUUAGUCCGAUGAAAAUCAGAGGGUUGAUAAUAAAUCAAGGGUAUUUUGGCGGGGUUGAGAGGACCCCGUCGGAGUUGAGGCUCGUAAAUGAUAGGGUUGUACCCUUGGCAGCCAAUGAUCUAAUGUGGUCAUUGGCAUUACCAGAAGGCGUUGAUCGCGAUCAUGAGUAUUGUAAUCCGGCAACUGGAUCUUCAUCAGAGAAGAUUCAAAAGCUGCCGAGAUGUUUGGUUAGAGGGUAUGGAGGGGAUCCAUUGGUUGAUAGGCAGAAGGAACUGGCUAAAAUGUUAGAGGCCCGUGGGGUGCAGGUGACAGCGAGUUUCGAUGAGGAAGGAGCUCAUGCGGUGGAAUUGACUGAUCCGGUAAAGGCCACGAAACUGUAUGAUGAGAUCAAGAAUUUUGUUCAUUCUUCAGCUAAUUAAAAGGUUGCAUGCUCGGAAAUUCAUAUGUCAGAGGGAGUCCUAUCCACCUAGCUUGUGAGAUCAAAAGAUGAGAAGAAUGAUUGUGUUUGAUUCAUGUAAAUUGUUGUUUUUAUUUAUAAUAAUUUCUAAAGAGUUUGAUAUACAGAUUGACUUUAACCCAAGGGUCCAA